GGGAUUGUGAAACAAAAAGAAUCUGUCGGGGUUGUGUGCACAUUUUCUCACUUCAUCUUCCUAACAAUCGGGGCUGAUACGACAGAGGAUACUGUUGUUGUUGUUGUUGUUGUUGUUGUUACAGAGGUGGAUACAUUUGUAAAGUUAAAGCAGCUUCUGUGAACGAGGAUGAGGAACACUGUCAUGUGAGGACAGCAGCUCACUGUUGGAUGUCCCGGUCCUCAAACUGGACAACACAUCUCCUCCCGUGAUGAUUACAGUCAGCAGAUCCAGGUCUCUUUACAAGAGACUAAACAAUGAUAUCAAACACAGGCUGGCUGUCUGCUCCCUGAGUCUCCACACUUCAGACCACUCAACAUCAAACUUGCUCAGGGAUGUUGAGCCAGUGGUCUUUGCCGUCAGGAGAGGGGAUGUGAAGGCUGUUAAUGAUCUAGCAACAUCCACUCCUCUCAGCCUGCUGAAGGAGAACAAAGAUGGGUGGAUACCUCUGCAUGAUGCUGCCUUCUGUGGGCAGACGGAGUGCUUGAAGAUCCUACUGAAGGCUCAUCCAGGUACGGUAGACAAGCGUACCUUGCAGGAGCAGACGGCCUUGCUGCUCGCUGUGUCGUGUGAACACUUGUCAUGUGUUCGGUGUCUUCUGGAGGCAGGCGCCGACCCCGACAUCAGCAGCAAGAACAAAGAAACCCCUUUGUACAAAGCCUGUGAGUUGGAGAAUGUGGACAUGGUGAGUCUCAUUCUCUCCUACGGGGCCACUGUGAACCAGCGGUGUGGUCAGGGUUGGACGGCCCUCCACGAGGCUGUAUCCAGGGACAACACUGAGAUCUGUGAGAUCCUAACAAGUGCACAGGCCACAAUCAACCCAUCGAACACCUACAGCGUCACACCUCUCAUUGUAGCAGCUCAGCGAGGACAGAUGAGGGCACUGUGUUACCUUAUUGGGAAAGGUGCAGAUGUGAACAUGCAGACAUGCGAUGGCAUCACAGCGCUUCAUGAGGCUAGUAAAAAUGGAGGCAAGGAAAGUGUGGCAGUGCUUUUGACUAAACAUGCAGAUGCCAACAAACCCGAUAACUCAGGACUGCUGCCACUACAUAUUGCUGCCCAAUAUGGACACCAUGAGAUUGUGUCCAUGCUUGUCUCAGUGACAAGUCGAGCCAGGCUCCGCCACAGCUGUGUCAGCCCCCUCCACCUGGCAGCAGAGCACAACAGACACACGGUGGCAGCUGUGCUCCUCAAGACAGGCGUAGACGUAAACGCCAGGCUGGCCAGCAGUCACUCCAUGCAGUAUGCGGAUAGAAGAGCAACAGCCCUGUACUUUGCUAUUGCCAACGGCAGCACCAAGACAGCAGAGGUGUUGCUGAACGCUGGGGCUAGUCUAAGCUUAGACCCGGUCAGUCCUCUGCUGAUGGCUGUACGGCAGGGCUGUGUCAGCACAGUGUCCCUACUGCUGGACAGAGGGGCCGAUGUCAGCGCCAGAUUACCCUCUUAUGCCACUACGUUCCCUGCUGUUGUUGCACUCUGCAUGAAUAAUCUGCCUCUACUUAAGUGCCUUUUGGACAAUGGCUGUGAUGCCCUCUCCUGUUUUUCCUGUACAUACGGCUGUGCCCCUCACUCAACAACAUCAGGAUCAGACAUAAGAACUGUUGGCAACAAUGGAUUUGUAAUACAGAAUGACAAUAUGCUUCCUUUUAACUGCAGUGGAAUGUCAGAAAGAGAAACACAGUUCUGUGAGUGGAUGUCCACAUCAGUUAUGUGUCAAUGGGCUGGACCGAUCAUAGACCUGCUGCUGGAGCAUGUUGGUAACAUUCAGCUAUGCAGUAAGCUCACUGAACUGUUGGACAGCCGAGAAGAAUGGCUUGCUGUAAAAAGGAAGUCAUUGUCACCUCGUCCACUGAUGCACCUUUGCAGAUUCAGGAUUCGGACACAAAUAGGGAGACACAGACUGAAAUCUCUCCCAAGUCUACCUCUGCCAGACAGACUGAUCAGAUACCUAAGCCUGGCUGACUAACUUUAAAGUGAACUUCAAGCAAUAUCGGCAUCAGAGAUGUGACAACAUUUAUCCUUUGUGUUUCUUUUUUUAGCUGCAUCCGAUAUCUUCAAUCUGUAAAUGCAAUCCUCUAUGUAUAAAAUAUCUAUUUAUAACAUAAGAAACGU
This is a messenger RNA of Notothenia coriiceps (black rockcod), 2151 nucleotides long. Its product is annotated as ankyrin repeat and SOCS box protein 2. Gene Ontology annotation, biological process: positive regulation of transcription by RNA polymerase II; intracellular signal transduction. Gene Ontology annotation, molecular function: transcription cis-regulatory region binding; protein binding. Bases 251 to 2005 code for a protein of 584 amino acids. The record is from RefSeq and is a predicted model, not a curated record. The transcript has 9 exons. Lineage: Eukaryota; Metazoa; Chordata; Actinopteri; Perciformes; Nototheniidae. Gene Ontology annotation, cellular component: nucleus.